Molecule: messenger RNA, 948 nt
Organism: Fulvia fulva
Lineage: Eukaryota; Fungi; Ascomycota; Dothideomycetes; Mycosphaerellales; Mycosphaerellaceae
Product: U2 snRNP component ist3
Exons: 1
Coding region: 1-948 (315 amino acids)
Biological process (GO): mRNA splicing, via spliceosome
Cellular component (GO): catalytic step 2 spliceosome; precatalytic spliceosome; U2 snRNP
Molecular function (GO): RNA binding
Source: RefSeq, a predicted model, not a curated record
AUGCAGUCCAUCCGCCAGAUUGAACGCCUCAAUCAGACUGAGCUCGACAAGUGCGUCCCGUCGAACGCAUCAUGGCAUACCGACUAUCGCGACACUGCCUAUGUCUACAUCGGCGGACUGCCCUUCGAGCUCAGUGAAGGAGACAUACUCACCAUCUUCAGUCAAUAUGGCAAUCCAGUCCACAUCAACCUCGUUCGCGACAAGGAUACUGGCAAGAGCAAAGGGUUCUGCUUCCUCAAGUAUGAGGAUCAGAGAAGUUGCGAUCUUGCUGUAGACAACCUCAGCGGGGCUGGUGUCAUGGGCCGCGUGAUGAGCGUGGAUCACACUCGGUACAAGAAGAAGGAAGGCGAAGUGGAAGGUAUUAUGGAUGAGGAAGAAGCGCAAGAAGACACAGACAAGGAGGAUGGGGAUCGCAGGAAACGUAGAAAGACGGAAAGCGAAAGUGAGGAGGAAAGGCCUUUGAUCAAGGAAGAGAUUGAGCUGCAGAAGCUGCUACGUGAUCACGACGACGAUGAUCCCAUGAAGGAGUACCUGGUCAAGGAGAAGCGAGAAGAAAUUGCCGAAGCUUUGAAGAGUGUUGUGAAGCACAAGUCGAAGGAUCAGGAUCGCGGUGAGAGGAAGCACCGGCACCGGCAUCAUCAUCGUUCAAGGAAGCGCGAUGAUGAGGAAGGGGGAAAGGAGCAUAGAUCACGACGUAGGCGAGACGAACAUGAAGGCGAGCCGCACCGUUCGAGGCGAGGAGACAAAGACGAGGAGGAUAUCGGCAAGCACAGGUUGCACCGGGCCCGACGAGAACGAUCACGCUCACCUGGAUCCGAUGACUGCCGACGGAGCGAGCGAAAGCCACGCAAAAUCUCUGGAGGCUCGGAUCCCAGGCGAGAUAGGAAUGGACGUUACGAUAGCCGUAUAGACGGAGUUGAAGCUGUUGCUCGUUCAUACGUCAAGUAA